AUGGCUACAAAUGCGUUUUCACGUACAAUCUAUUCUAAAAUACGUCCAUUAUUAUCAGCAAGUAUUGAAUCACGAAAUAUACUAGUUUGUAAUUAUCAUGAAAAAGUCAUUGAUCAUUAUGAAAAUCCUCGAAAUGUUGGAUCAUUUGAUAAAUCUGAUACAAGUGUUGGUACUGGUCUUGUUGGAGCACCAGCAUGUGGUGAUGUCAUGAAAUUACAAAUUAAAGUAGAUGAAAAUGGAAAAAUUAUUGAUGCGAAAUUUAAAACAUUUGGUUGUGGUUCAGCUAUUGCUUCGUCAUCAUUAGCUACCGAAUGGAUUAAAGGAAAAUCAAUUAAUGAAGCAGGUACAAUUAAAAAUCAAGAUAUUGCGAAAGAAUUAUGUUUACCACCAGUUAAAUUACAUUGUUCAAUGCUUGCUGAAGAUGCUAUUAAAGCAGCAAUUCAUGAUUAUAAUAAUAAAAAAACAAACAAGAAAAAGGAAUGA
Messenger RNA from Adineta steineri, 483 nucleotides. Lineage: Eukaryota; Metazoa; Rotifera; Eurotatoria; Adinetida; Adinetidae. The record is from the annotation of a GenBank genome assembly.